Messenger RNA from Drosophila mauritiana, 1187 nucleotides. It is a transcript of the gene Acp65Aa, whose product is annotated as endocuticle structural protein SgAbd-6. The transcript is spliced from 3 exons. The record is from RefSeq and is a predicted model, not a curated record. Lineage: Eukaryota; Metazoa; Arthropoda; Insecta; Diptera; Drosophilidae. Gene Ontology annotation, molecular function: structural constituent of chitin-based larval cuticle. The coding region runs from base 583 to 900 and encodes 105 amino acids. Gene Ontology annotation, cellular component: chitin-based extracellular matrix.
UUUGGGCCUCCAAGACGUCGUCGAUUUCGGCUCAAUCUGGGUGCCGAGUUGUUCUGGUUAUUGUUUCCCAUAGUUCUUGGCCCGGUAUUUCCCCGUAGCUGCCCAAUCAGCCCGCAACCUUUUCCCCAAUGCAUCUGCUUGAUUCAUGAACUUUUUCGAGUUUUCUAAAGCUACCAGUCAGCACUGACAGAAAAUAAUCGAACUGAAACUUAGAAUGCUUUUUCGAGUGUGGGUGAAGAGCAAUAAUACCUUUCGGAUGAGUACACCGCUGCACAAAGCCGCUUUAAAUGUUACUUGUCGCAGCGACUUUGGCGACUUUGGUGCAACGCUGGCAAUUGAAAAACAGCACAAAAACAAAAAAACAAAAUGGAAAUAGUGGAAAACAUUUAGCCGGCGACCGCCAGAGCUGCUGAACUAGCGAGCUGCUUGGCUUCUUCCACAAUUGUGCAAAUUUAUGACGUUUGCAAAUGCAGCCGCGAGUGCAGUAUAAAAUGCAGUGGACGCCGAUGCAACGCCACCAUUAGACAACUGCCAGUUUGUCCAGCCACAUAGGGGAAUCCGCAAUUCCGAGAACCGCUCAACAUGAUGAAAUUGAUGCUAGUCGUUGGCUCGAUGGCCGUGCUCCUGGCGCUGGCCAGUGCCCGGCCCCAAAAUGAUGUGGAAGUUCUGGAGUACGAAUCGGAGAACACUGGCCUCGGCGGCUACAAGUUCAGCUACAAACUGAGCGAUGGCACCAGUCGCACGGAGGAGGGCGUGGUCAACAAUGCGGGCACCGACAACGAAUCCAUAUCCAUUCGGGGAUCCGUCACCUGGGUGGCUCCCGAUGGCCAAACUUACACCAUUAACUUUGUGGCCGACGAGAACGGUUUUCAGCCGGAGGGCGCCCAUCUGCCCAAGUAGACCUCCGCUUUCGAGGAGAUCCUGUAAAUACCACCUUCCCGAAUGAACCCACAACUUCAACCAACCAGCCAUACAGUGAGGUGCUAAGGUCCUGUCCGGAGGAGCUGUCCCUUGUCCCAUGGCAGCCAAUCGGUCAGUCAGUUAGUAAGUCGAUCAGUCAGUCAAGUCAGUGUCGUGCAUUGUUUUCUAUUUUCCUUGUUACUCGCAUUAAAGCCGAACUUUCGAUUCUCGAAAAAAAUAUGUUUUCUUUGUGGAGCCCAUAAAGUAAGUCACCAGUUCUGGGAAGG